CAGCUUCUUUCUUCCCACAUGAGUCUGAAAGGACGCACAGACCUGCUCUAACUAAGUAUGACCCUGUGCACAGUGUCCCAUGUGAUGUUGCUGCCACCCUGUCCCACACAUGCUCACAGGUGGCUGCACGGUGUCUGUGUGUCUGUGUGUCGGUGAGUAGCAGCAGUGGUGCCCACGCCUGCGCACUGGUAGAGAAAGUCCUCCUUUGCUAUCCAUGGUGUGGUGAGUAAUUCAGCCAUAAUCCGCCUUUCUCCUCUCCCCUCUUCUUUCCCCUCUCCUCUCCCCCUCUCCUGUGGUUCCAUUCAUAUUCUAAUCACAGCUUUCGCUUCUCCAGCUCUCAGGCACUCCAUCAGAGCCCUCCCAGCCUCGGGCUUUGCACUUUUACUUCCCCCCCUUUGUGACCGUUCCCUCUUCUGAGAGGCACACCAAAAAUAAGGUUGCCACAGCGAAAGAGUGAGUGAAAAACAGGUGAAAAUCCACCAACAAUAAUCCACAUUGGUGAAGUUUUUCCAAUGUUUGAUUGUAUGCCUGAGAACACGAUGGCUCGAAUCAAAAAAGUUAUCCUAAAGAUUGUUAAUGGUUGAAGGAGGUGAUAAACUCACCAAAUGCAACAAGUGUCCAUGGGAUGUGAAAUUUAAAAUGAGAAGGAAAAGCAGGAGCGGCAGUUGUGUAGGCAUGUAUGUUUAUAUGGAGCUCUGGGGUGUAUAAAAACGUAUUAAAUGCCAUAAUGGAAGACGGGGAGGCCACAGUGUUAGGACUGCGUAGAUCUAAGCCUCUUUUUUUUUCGUUGGGAGGGAGCUUUUCUUAUUCAAAACAGCUCCACAAAAGACUUCCAGUGAGCCUUGCCACAUCCCCAUCUGACUUGGGGCCAUUCAUCAGCCUUCCAAGCCUAUCAAUGACAUGUCCCCAUCAGGGCUCCUAUAAAAUCAGCCCCUUUCCCAUGAAACAUCAGCAAACAUUUUGACGGGUCUGGCUUUCCCCCCGCUGGAUUUCUGGAGUCUCUACCCCCCCCCUUUCCUCCCUUAUUCCCACCUCCCCCCUUCUUCUCCGCCAACACCACCCCUCUCUGGGCGAACCUCAGAUCCUCAACAUCUCCUGUGACGGGCAGUGGUCACGGAAACACACAGCGAGACAAGGGGAGAGCCGCUGAGGAGGGGGAAACGUGCACUAAGCCAUUUUCUUGGAGGAGCCAGUGUCGUUGAUGGGAAGAGGAUGCAUUGCGGGCUGCUGGAGGAGCCUGAUAUGGAUUCCACAGAGAGUUGGAUUGAACGAUGCCUCAACGAGAGUGAGAGCAAGCGAUACUCCAGUCACACGUCUCUGGGGAACAUGUCCAAUGAUGAACAUGAAGAAAAAGAAAACAACAGAGCCUCUAAACCACAUUCGACACCGGCUACUCUUGAAUGGCUAGAGGAGAACUAUGAGAUAGCUGAAGGUGUGUGUAUCCCCAGAAGUGCCCUCUACAUGCACUACCUAGACUUCAGUGAGAAGCAAGACACGCAGCCUGUGAACGCAGCCAGCUUCGGAAAGAUCAUAAGGCAACAGUUUCCAGCAUUAACUACCCGAAGACUGGGGACAAGAGGGCAGUCGAAGUACCACUACUACGGCAUAGCGGUGAAGGAGUCCUCUCAGUAUUACGAUGUGAUGUACUCCAAAAAGGGAGCUGCGUGGGUGAACGAGACGGGGAAGAAAGAGGUCACAAAGCAGACAGUGGCGUAUUCACCGCGCUCCAAACUGGGGACACUCCUGCCAGAGUUUCCAAAUGUCAAAGACCUAAAUUUGCCCGCCAACCUGUCAGAAGAGAGGGUGUCAACCUUCAUCAUGAUGUACAGAACGCACUGUCAGAGAAUACUGGACACUGUUAUUAGAGCCAACUUCGAUGAGGUCCAAAGCUUCUUGCUGCACUUCUGGCAGGGCAUGCCCCCCCACAUGCUCCCUGUCCUCGGCUCCAACACUGUGGUGAACAUAGUCGGUGUUUGUGACUCCAUCCUCUACAAGGCCAUCUCUGGGGUGCUGAUGCCCACCGUCCUGCAAGCACUGCCUGAUAGUUUGACUCAGGUUAUUCGAAAAUUUGCCAAACAACUUGAUGAGUGGCUCAAGAUAGCACUUCACGAACUUCCUGAAAACCUGAGGAAUAUCAAAUUUGAAUUAUCAAGGAGAUUUUCCCAGAUUCUAAAGCGGCAAACAUCAUUAAACCAUCUCUGUCAGGCGUCUCGGACUGUGAUAAACAGUGCCGACAUUACCUUUCAAAUGCUGGAGGACUGGAGGAAUGUGGACUUGAACAGCAUCACUAAGCAGACACUUUACACCAUGGAGGACUCACAAGAUGAUCACAGGCAGCUUAUUAUCCACUUGUAUCAGGAGUUUGACCGUCUGUUGGAGGAGCAGUCUCCCAUCGAGGCGUACAUCGAGUGGCUGGACUCCAUGGUGGACCGCUGUGUCGUCAAGGUGGCAGCGAAGAGGCCCGGGUGCCUGAAGAAGGUGGCCCAACAGUUCCUGCUCAUGUGGUCGUGCUUUGGUACCAGAGUCAUCCGGGAUAUGACCCUCCACAGCGCGCCCAGCUUUGGGUCCUUCCACCUGAUCCAUCUCAUGUUUGAUGAUUAUGUGCUCUACCUGCUGGAGUCCCUGCACUGCCAGGAGAGAGCCAUCGAGCUCAUGAGGGCCAUGAAGGCAGAGGGCAGCACAGCAGAGAGAGAGGAGGAAUUCCCGGUGAAAGAACCCACCCCCACCUCCCCCUCUCCAGGAUCCUUCUCUCCCGCUCGCUCGGUGCACUCAGUGGGCGUUUCCUCGGCCAGCUCCCCCACUGCAGCCGUGUCCCCGGAGUACAGCGGGGUCCCCACCACCACAGGCGCUGUUCAGUCAUAUACCUGGUCCCUUACAUACACAGUGACAACAGCCGGCGGCUCCACUCCUGAGGCCGGACAGCAGCUGUCCUGCAUGAGGAACAGCGCUCCAGUCCCCCCCCCAUCCUCCACCCACCGCCUGCCUGUGUACAGAGAGGAGCAUGGGUAUACUGGUAGCUACAACUAUGGAAGCUACGCCAACCAGCACCCUCACUCCAUCCAGAGCCAGUAUCCCAGUCUGGCCCAUGAUCCGGCGAUCCCACCCCCCCUCCACUACUCCGCCUACCACCGCUCUUCUGCACAGUACCAGCUCAACGGCCAGAUGGCUCGGAUGGAGCCUUGCUUGAUGGGCAGCACUCCUCGGUUGCACCCGGCACCUGUCGCCCCCCGGUGGCCAGAUGUGUCGCCAGCUAACAGCUGUUACACCAGCCCACCUAUGCAUUCAUCGCGCUAUGCUGCCUCUGGUGACAUGUACUCUCCCCUGGGCCCACGCAGGAACUCAGAGUACGAACACUCGCAGCAUUUCCCCGGCUUUGCCUACAUAAACGGGGAGGCCACCACAGGCUGGGCGAAAUAAACUCAAUCACUGCUGUGGACAGCCGUGAGCAACUCCAGGCCUUCCAAACUGGUGGAUGCAAAGACUCUGAACACUUCCGAUCAAGUACAUCACAAUAGGAGGACUAGAGAAUGGAAAGUACCGAUGCAAGGUAUAAGGAAUCGUAUGGACGAACUGACAAUUUGAAAUUACUGAUGAUUGUGGUGUAACUUGUGCCGAGGUUUAAUGACAUUUCUUCAACACUUUUGCUCACUGCUGGAGGAAAAUAAUCAUGUAUGUUGAACCUGCAGCAAAAUCAUUUCACAUGUGCAAUGCUGCUGCCAAGCUGUGCCUUUUGUUUUAAGGAAUGUACACCUCUGUUUCCCUCGUCAUCAACAAAAUUUCCCAUCAACACUCAGUCAGUUUGUCAAUGACUGACGGAUCAGUGUGCCGUAAGCUGUGUAUCCUCAGUAAACCGCUGCCUCCUCCCGUUGCUCAGCUAUGUGCAGCAUCCUGUCGUGGGCUCGCUGCAGCAAGUUGGUUUGCUGCAGGAUGGAUGAUCUGCACUGCCUUAACGUUACCAGUUUAUACAGCGGCACAAAUCCAAGCAUAACAAAUCAUAGGACGGUUAUAAACUCCUUGAUCAGUGUGUUAAGGUGUGUCCAUCUUGGAUAGUUUUUUUUAAUGAUUGAAUGCUGUGACUCAAAAACAACUGUGUGAGUGUAUUCUGUCACGAUCUUUUUUGCUGUUUUCCCGUGACAAUAUAAAUAUAUAUAUAUAUAUAGUAUGUAUUUUCUGUAACUUUGUAACAUGGUGUAUCCUUUAUUUUCUAUGUUACAAUUGGUACUUUGUUCUCUGUUUUGUAUGGUUAGUGAAAGAUGCACUAACCUAGGUUUGUGUGUUUUAUGAUGCACUCAAAGCUACUGAGGACCUAUUACCCUAUGGGUAUUUAUAAAAAGGG
Trematomus bernacchii (emerald rockcod) is the source of this 4336-nucleotide messenger RNA. RefSeq names its product regulatory factor X, 4 (gene rfx4). NCBI's taxonomy places the organism in Eukaryota, Metazoa, Chordata, Actinopteri, Perciformes, Nototheniidae. The record is from RefSeq and is a predicted model, not a curated record. Gene Ontology annotation, molecular function: RNA polymerase II cis-regulatory region sequence-specific DNA binding; DNA-binding transcription factor activity, RNA polymerase II-specific. The transcript is spliced from 18 exons. Gene Ontology annotation, biological process: regulation of transcription by RNA polymerase II. Bases 1213 to 3417 code for a protein of 734 amino acids.